This is a messenger RNA of Rattus rattus (black rat), 1559 nucleotides long. RefSeq names its product ADP-ribose/CDP-alcohol diphosphatase, manganese dependent (gene Adprm). The transcript has 5 exons. The record is from RefSeq and is a predicted model, not a curated record. NCBI's taxonomy places the organism in Eukaryota, Metazoa, Chordata, Mammalia, Rodentia, Muridae. Gene Ontology annotation, molecular function: CDP-glycerol diphosphatase activity; ADP-ribose diphosphatase activity; 2',3'-cyclic-nucleotide 2'-phosphodiesterase activity. Bases 448 to 1461 code for a protein of 337 amino acids.
GCCUGGCAGCCGCUGGAAAACACAAACAUCGCAGGACCAGACCGGUGGGACUAGUGGCCCUGAGUCUUCUAGCCGGCUUCGCUUCUCCCAGCUGCAAGAGACUGGAGGUCCCCUCCUACUGCCCAGUCUAAAAACCGGCCCGGUGGAGCUGCGAGGUCUCGAACCCCAAAGUAGAAGUCAUCCCAUAACUUUUGAAAUAACCAUAAUCCAUGACUUAGAAAAAAUAAGACUUUAAGUGUCUGGGGUAGUACGAUGACUUAAGACCGGAGUGCCGGCGCUUCUAACUGCGGUACAAGCCUCCUGGUAACAAGGCACUGCAAAGGGGAAUCCCAGCAUUGCUUCAGUGGUUGUUGCACUGGAGUAUGAUACUAUUUUUCUCCGCGCUUGGCUUUUCUGACCUAUUGUGCUGCUCUCUAACACCCUUCUUUAGGAGCCUGCUCGGCGGCUAUGGCUGAUAAGCCGGACCCCAGUUCCCCGGCUGACAGUCCCGAGCCCCUCUUCUCCUUUGGGGUCAUAGCAGAUAUUCAGUACGCUGACUUAGAGGACGGGUACAAUUUUCAAAGAAGCAGGCGGAGGUACUACCGGCACAGCCUGGUCCACCUGCAGGGCGCCAUCGAGGACUGGAAUAAAGAAAGCAGCAUGCCCUGUUGUGUCCUGCAGCUCGGGGACAUCAUCGAUGGCUACAACGCUCAGUAUAAAGUGUCGGAAAAGUCGCUAGAGCUUGUCAUGAACACCUUCCAAAUGCUCAAAGUUCCGGUUCACCACACGUGGGGCAACCAUGAGUUCUAUAACUUCAGCAGAGACUACUUAGCAAACUCCAAACUGAACAGCAAGUUUCUAGAAGACCGGAUCCCGCAGCAUCCUGAGACCAUGCCAUCAGAGAACUAUUACGCUUAUCACUUUGUACCGUUCCCUAAAUUCCGGUUCAUUUUACUUGAUUCUUAUGACUUGAGUGUCUUGGGCAUAGACCAGUUUUCUCCAAAAUAUGAGCAGUGUAUGAAGAUGCUGAGGGAGCACAACCCGAAUGUGGAGUUGAAUAGUCCUCAAGGACUUUCUGAGCCCCAGUAUGUCCAGUUUAAUGGAGGAUUCAGCCAAGAACAGCUGAACUGGUUGAAUGAAGUUCUUACAUUCUCUGACGCGAACCAGGAGAAGGUGGUCAUUGUGAGCCAUCUUCCCAUUUACCCAGAGGCCUCUGACAGCGUGUGCCUGGCUUGGAACUACGUGGACGCUCUGUCAAUCAUAUGGUCUCACCAGUGUGUGGUGUGCUUCCUUGCCGGUCAUACACAUGAUGGUGGCUACUCUGAGGAUCCUUUCGGCGUGCACCACGUCAACCUGGAAGGAGUUAUUGAAACAGCUCCGGACAGCCAGGCCUUUGGCACAGUUCAUGUCUACCCUGACAAAAUGCUGCUGAAAGGGAGAGGCAGAGUUCCAGACAGAAUUAUGAAUUACAAAAGGGAAUAAGCCUUGUGUUUUUAAUCCUGUUAUCUUGUUUGCUUUGUAGAAGUGAAUGGCAUUGUUUUAUGUUUUACUUCAUUCCAUAAAAAGUUAAAUUCUCAGUC